CCCUGUGGAGCCAGGUUCUUAGGAAAGGUCAGGGUUUGAGGAGUUGGUAGAGUGAGAAGUGCAGAGCCCUAAAUGCCAACCCCGGCUCUGCUCCAUGGACCUGGGCCUCCGUUUUGCCAUUUAGCAGUUGAGUGUGCUGGUACCAGAACUCCCAGCUUUGUUGGCGCGUCUCAGGGGUGUUUUCCUCUUCCCUAGCUGUGGCGGCAGUGGCUGGCCGGCAUUAAUUUCUAUUGAAGGUGGAGAAAGCAUCAAGGAGAUGUCGGAGGGCAUGUGUGAGGUGUGGCCAGGCUUAUUCCCAUCCCAGUACAGUCUUUGCUUCUUCUAAUGGGGCAAAGAUGUCUUGUAGUCAUGGUCCCAGCUGCCAGUCUCUGCAGGGUUUGGAAUGUGGUCCUUCACAGACUUGCCUUAUGGUUUUCCACCAGCAGGCCAAGUCCAUUUGUCCCAUGGCCUUUCCACACUCAUCAGUCUCCUCCUGCAGAUGAGCGAAGAGUUCUGGAAGGAGGUGGUAUGCAGUCAAAACUGGGUCUUUGCUCUAAUCAAGAAAAAUGCACACUUCAGCAGCCUUACAGUUUUCACAUACAUGCAAAGAACCCAGAAAGGCAGCUUUAAAGAUUUAACUUCUGGGAGUGAUUGGCCUUCUCAGCCUCUUUGUAUAUUUAGUAGAGACAGGGUAUCACCAUGUUGGUCAGGCUGGUCUUGAACUCCUGACCUCAGGUGACCUCAUGCAGAUCUUGCAACAUCUUGAGUGUGACCUGAAUGACGAGUCCUUUCUUUUGGUGUUUAGGAGGGAGAAUGGACAGUCAGCACAGCCCCCUGGCAGGCAACUUGGUGUGCUUUUAUCCUGGGCACUCCCCACACAUGCAGGCGACACACUUUUUGAGUUCCUCUUAGUCUUCCAUGUAGGAGAUUUUGAGUACAUUUUUGCUGCUUUAUGAUCAUUGGAGUACCUCAUUUGUUCCCACUCUCCUCUUUGGAGAGUUGCCAGGUGCCCAGGAGAACUUGUGGCACCCACGACAGGAUGUAGUCUUCUCCUCCGGCCCCUCGUAGUCUGGUCCUGUGACUCCCUCCCCACAGUUCAGCCACUGUCCUUUCCAGCUCCAUCCGUGUAGCAGCCCUUCACUGCUCUCUGCCCUGCCUCCAUUCUGCACGCUGCAGCCAGGACAAACCCUUGUUGUUACCAGCUUAAUUUAGAGGUAAUUUGCAUUCAGUUCAGUCAUUUGCAGUGUACACUUUAGUGACUUUGAGUAUAUUUACAGACUUGUGGCCCAGCACUGUAAUCAACUUGAAAACAUUUUUCUCACCCAAAGGAACCCUGAGCGCAUUAGCAGCACUCCCAUCCCUCCCCGUUAGCCUCUGGCCGCCGCUGCUCUUUCUCUCUGUGGAUCUGCUGUUCCGGACAGUUCAUAUAAACGGAAUCCACCAUGUGUCUAUUUGUGACUGGCUCCUUAACGUAUUUUUGAGGUUCAUUCAUGUCAUAGCAUAUAUCCCUAUUUUGUUUUUUAAAGUUGCCGAAUAAUAGUUCAUUUUAUGGGCAUACCACAUUUGUUUUUAUCCAUUCAUCGGUUAAUGGGCAUUUGAGUUGUUUCUACUUUUGGGCUAUAUAUAUGUAUGUUUGUUUUUUUUUUUUUUUUUUUUUGAGACAGAGUUUUGCUCUUGUUGCCCAGGCUGGAGUGCAAUGACGUGAUCUUGGCUCACUGCAACCUCUCCUCCUGAGAUCAAGCAAUUCUCCUGCCUUAGCCUCCAGAGUAGCUGGGAUUACAGGCAUGUGUCACCACGCCAGCUAAUUUUUUGUAUAUUUAGUAGAGACAGGGUUUCACCAUGUUGGUCAGGCUGGUCUUGAACUCCUGACCUCAGGUGAUCCACCUGCCUCAGCCUCCCAAAGUGCUGGGAUUACAGGCAUGAGCGACCACACCUGGCUCUACUUUUUGGCUACAAUGAUUAACGUUGCUAUGAACAUUCCCAUACAAAUUUUUGCAUCGAAGAGUGUAUUCACUACUCUUGGAUGUAUACCUAGGAGUGGAAUUGCUGGGAUAUACAGCGACUAUCUUUAACCUUUUGAGGAACCACCAGGCAGUUUUUCAACAGCUGUAUCACUUUCCACUCCCAUUAGCAAUGAGAGAAGGUUCUAGUUUCUCCACGUCUUCACUAACACUCAUUAUUUUCUGACGUGAGGUGGUAUCUCAUUGUAGUUUUUUUAUUUUUUCUUUUUAAAAUAUGUUUUGUACAGAAGGGCCUCGUUAUGUUGAACAGGCUGGUCUCGCACUCCUGGCCUCAAGUGAUCCUCCUGCCUCAACCCUCCAAAGUGCUGGGAUUACAGGCGUGAGCCGCCACGCCUGGCCCUCAUUGUGGUUUUGAUUCGGAUUUCCCUAGUGGCUAAUGGUGUUGGGCAUCUUUUCACAUACUUCAGGAUGAACUUGCUUAAAUAUAAAUCUGACGCUGUUAUUCCUCUACUUGAAACCUUUUCAAAGCUUAACCAUUACCCUGAGAAUAAACUCCAAACUCCUGAUCGCAUGAGCCCAGGAAUUCGAGGCUGCAGUGAUCAAGCCACUGUACUCUAGCUUGGGCAACAGAGCAAGACCCUGUCUCAAAAAUACAUACAUAAGUAAAUUCCACCCUUGUGAAAUCGCUCUUCAUACAGCCUGUCAAGACCUAUCCUCUGGCAGUGUUUCUGGCCUGUGCCUCCUCCCCUGCCCUCUGCUCACUAGUUCCCUGCGUGCAUCUUGACCUCACUAGCCCCACAGACUGUGCAUAGUGUUGUUUCCACCUCCAGCCACAUACUCCCCCAGGCCUCUCCCCUCCCGCCUCAGUCUUGCCAUUCCCCUCACCCUCAAGAUCUUAGGGGCCCUUCUAGGAGGCAAUCCCCAACUUCCAGAGCCAGGGUGUAGGCUACUUCUGUGUGUCCCAUGGUACUGCCACAAAGAGUCUUGGUUCUCUCUGGGAUUCAGUUACAAGGUCAAUGCCUAAGAUAAAAAUGGAGUGUAAUUAAAAUUCCUCUUAGAAAUCAAUGGAGAGUGCCAUGUUGAAGGCCAACAUCUUAAGGUCCCAAAUGAUCAUUUUGCCCAUAUGGGAACAGAUCACUGUUUCUGUGGUUGAGUACCAGGUAAAGUGCUUGCCCUGUAGUUAGGGCCGUGUUGUGCAAAAAUCACUUAUUUUGGUGUUAGAACCACAUUUAGGCGAGAAGGUCACUUUUGGGGAGCAUGGGAACUGGGGCAGGCCACAGGAGCAGCAAAGGCAUGAGCUUGCCUGGGCCCCACUCCUGUCUCUGCUCAUGGAGGGAAAGGGGGGUCAGCAGAAUGGCCCAAACAACUUAUUUUCCUUUUUCUAAAGCUUUUUCAGACAGAUAACAUUGUGUUUAAGUGAAAUGUGUGUAUAAUGUUAACUCACUGUACCCCACAACCCAGCACACCUCUACAGUGGACUGUAAUUCUUGUUUUGCUAGACUUUUAGCUCCGUGAGGACAGGGACCAUGUCUGCUUGUUCACCGGGGUUUCCCCACUGCCUACCACCACGCCUCGCAUCCAGCAGGUCUUGUAAAGAUGGAAUGAAUUUGCAAACCCUCCAGCCUCAGGAACGGCUCCAUCCUCUGAGGCUCUGGGGCCCUCUGACGGGCUAGUUAUGUUUCUAUGUACGUACAGUGCCUUAUUCUCGUGCUUUAUGUUCCUUUCUAGCCUGUAAGCAAGCUCCUAAUGAGCAGGUUUCUUUGUGGUGUUAUCUCUGUAUCCUUGCAUCAGGCCAGCCCAGAGGAAGUACUGCUUCGAAAGUGUUUGGUAAAUGAAUGAAUUGUGGUAACCCAGCCCAGCUCUGGCAUCAUUGUCUGCAGGCUAGUCUAAAUCUAGGUGAAACCCCCAGAUUCGAAAAAGGGAAGAUUAUUCAGAGGUACAUAUGCUUGCAUAAGAAAAAAAAUUUCAUUAAAUAGACCUGAGUAAACUUCAGAUUUUGAUGAUCUGACCAUGUCAGAGCUGAAGCUUACUCAGCUUCAACAUUGACCAGGGAAUCAUGCAGAUAGGCCAGAAUAUCUUUUAGAAAAGCAUUCCUCUGUCCCACGAUAGAAGCAGAGGAAGCUGGCAGGUGGGUGAUGGGCCCCGAAGAAGGACUGUGGAGCCAGGUUUUAGCCUGUGGUUCUCUUGCUGAGGAACAUGACAGUAGUCUAGAGCAGGUGAACAGAGCAGAACUCACUCCCGCAGUGGCUCUUUUGCCGAAAGCAGCAUUCCUCAAACUUCUCACUUGAAGCAUUUAGUUACAGUGAGAUGCUAACACGCACUUUAGAUUCAAGUCAAAACUUGCUGUGAAGCCUACAGCAAAUCGUGGCUUCCCAGGUUAAUUAGUUGCUACACAAGUAAGUUUGAUAGGUAAGUACAGUAAUUGCUUUUAAACCUUAUAAUAACAGGAAGUAAAUUAGAAGUUAAACCAAUUUUUUCUUUUAUGAACUAAGAGAAGAGAAUGCUUUUGAUACCAAGAAUUGCACACUUGGAAUAAGGCGGAUUGUUACUGCAUAACCAGGCCCACAAUAAAUAUCAGGAACUUUUCUUAAAUGUUUAUAAAAUAAAUCUUAGAAGAAAAAAAUAUUGUAGCUUUUUUUUUUUUAAAUGAAACACUGAGCAUUUCAUAGAACUCUGUUCCCGGGAGUGGCUAGGGAUAUGCUGCCUCAAAAACCCUGUUUUGAGUAGUUGUGAGGCAUCGAAGUGGAAUUUUGCUGUGCUAUAAAUAAAACUAGCAUAGAGGUGGUGUUUCACCUACCACAGUCAGUACCUGCCUCAGGAUUCUUAUCUGUUCAUUUGAGCAAUUCCAGAAGCCCUCCCUGGAUGACCAGAUUCUUAAAUAGUUGAGACUUUGUAUUAUUUUAAAUUGUCACCCUCACCUCUGGGCUAGUGUAGGUUAGUGAGGUCGAGAGGCCUACACCAUUGGCAGAAGAGAAUUCUUGGGCUGAGCACGGUGACUCACACUUGUCAUCCCAGCACUUUGGGAGGCUGAGGCAGGCAGAUCACCUGAGUUCAGGAGUUGGAGACCAGCCUGGCCAACAUGGUGAAACCCUGUCUCUACUAAAAAAAAAGUAGCUGAACAUGGUGGCUCAUGCCUGUAGUCCCAGCUACUCAGGAGGCUGAGACAGGAGAAAUACUUGAACCCUGGAGGCAGGGGUUGCAGUGAGCCGAGAUUUCACCAUUGUACUCCAGCCUGGGCAACAGAGUGAGAUUCCAUCUCAAAAAAGAAAAAAAAAGAAUUCUUGCCUUCCUGUCCCUCCCUCGGGUUUUUGUGGUAGUGUUUAAUCCUGUGAUGUGGCCAUCUUCUCCUCAGAGGGCCCGUGAGAGGCAGGCAGCAGCUUUAGCUCAGGUAGAAUGCCUGUUGGGGAAAGUCACAUAGGAUGGCAGUGGGGGCUGGGGCCCUGGGGACUCCUGCGCCAUGUACUCAGUUGGAAGGACUGAGCAAGUCCCCUCACCUCUCUGGGCCUCAGCUUCCCUGUGUGUGAAAUGAAGGGCUCAGCUGGGAUGUGCCCCAGUCUCCUUCUAGUGCCAGUGUGUGGUCAGGGCCUGUGCCCUCCUCUCCAGGGAGCAUCAGAAGUGUGGGCUAGACAGCAGGAAAGAAGUAGGGGCUUGUCAGCAGGACAGCCAAGCCUCAAAGGAGCCUUGGUCCCCGCACCCAGUGCAGCCCUCACCUCGCAGCCCCUCAGUUAUGAAGGACAAGAGAGCCCACUCCUUGCUCUCUCCCUGUCCCAUCACCCCUCAGCCCCCCACAGAUCUGAGGUCCAGAAGCCAACAAUCAGGUUGCUAGCAUGGUGGGCACCCUCUUGCUUGUCUUGCUCAAUUAGGUUUUCCUUGGUGUGUGCAGGUGGCCCUUGUCAGGCCCCCGAUCCUACUGGAUUAUGACCUCACUCAACCUAAUGACUUACUUUUUGUUUUUAAAGACAAGGUUUCACUGAGUUGUCAGGCUGGUCUUGAACUCCCAACCUCAGGUGAUCUGCCCGCCUUGGCCUCCAAAGUGCUUGGAUUACAGGCAUGAGCCACAACACCCAGCCCCUAAUGACUUCCUAAAAGCCGUAUCUCCAAGAACAGCCACACUGAGGGUUAGGGCUUCAACAGAUGAAUUUGGAGGGUGUUUACAGUUCAGUCCGCAGCACCUAAUAAUGUGGGGAUCCCAGCCUGUAUUUGUGGAAUGAAGUCUCUGCUUUUUUAAAGUUUAUACACCACCUGGCCAAAUGUGGUGGCUCACGCUUAUAAUUCCAGCACUUUGGGAGGCCAAGAUGGGCGAAUCACCUGAGGUCAGGAGUUCAAGACCAGCCUGGCCAACAUGGUGAAACCCCAACUCUACCAAUACAAAAAUUAGCUGGAUAUGGUGGUGCGUGCGUGUAGUCCCAGCUACUUGGGAGGCUGAGGCAGGAGAAUUGCUUGAACCCGGGAGAUGGAGUUUGCAUUGAGCCAAGAUCGCACUAUUGCAAUCCAGCCUGGACGACAGGGCAGGACUCCAUCUCAAAACAAAACACACCAAUAGACCUGAAAAAAGUUUACACACCAAUAGACCUGAAGGCAGGAGAGUUUGUGAUGGUUCAGAGUCCUGAUUCUGGAGGAAACACCUGUUUUUGGGUUUCAGCUGUGCUCCUUACUGGCUGUGUGGCCUCUCUGGGAGACGGCAUCCCCCUCAUCUGUGAAGUAGGGUUGAACUUGUAGGUGGCUGAGAGGCUCAGGCGAGGACUAGCAGGUGAGGCCUUGGCACUGAGCGGGCACUCUUACGGAGCGAGCACUCAGUCAGAGGCCUUGAUCACCACUGCUCUGCAGCCCUAGGGUCUCUUGUCAGCAAUGUCCUUACUCUCCUGAGUCGGUCUUUCUGGCAUCCUAAGACUCAGAAGGCAAGUGGGGGAAUAGAGCCAUCUUCCGCCUCUGAAGGCUGUGGCCAGCCUCUGUCCACUGGCACGAUGGGAUGUCCUCGGUGAAGACAGCAGGCAGCCCUUUCCUUUUUUUUUUUGGAGAUAAGUCUUGCUCAGUCAUCCAGGCUGGAAUGUGAUGGCACAAUCUUGGCUUACUGGAACCUCCGCCUCCCAGGUUCAAGUGAUUCUCCUGCCUCAGCCUUCUGACACUGGGACUAUAGGCGCUCACCACCACACCCAGCUAAUUUUUAGUAGAGACGGGGUUUCACCAUGUUGCCCAGGCUGGUCUCAAACUCCUGAGCUCAAGCAAUCCUCCCACCUCAGCCUCCCAAAGUGCUGGGAUCACAGGCACGAGCCACCACGCCCGCCUGCAGGUCGCCCUUUCACCUCGCACCAGGCCCAUCUCCUCCAUCGCUGAACAUUUUGCAACUUUUUUUUUAAGAGACAGAGUCCCACUAUGUUGUCUAUUAGACUCAAACUCCUGGGAUCCAGCUUUUCCAAGUGGCUUGAGCCUCUCAAGUAACUGUGACUGUACGUGCACACAACUGGACCUGGCCAUGUUUUAAACGCUUCAUUCUUUUUGGUGUCAAGGGGAAGAAGAAAAGUUUUUUUUUUAAUUAAAUUAAAAUUUUAAUUAAAAAAAAACAACAACAAAACUUUAGGCCAGGCAUGGUGGCUAAUGCCUGUAAUCCCAGCACUUUGGGAGGUCAACGUGAGUAGAUCACCUGCAGCAGUUCGAGACCAGCCUGACCAACAUGGUGAAACCCCGUCUCUACUAAAAAUACAAAAUUAUUAGUACAGGCAUGGUGGCAGGUGCCUGUAGUUCCAGCUACUCAGGAGGCUGAGGCAGGAGAGUCACUUGAACCCAGGUGGUGGAGGUUUCAUUGAGCCGAGAUGGUGCCAUUGCACUCCAGCCUGGGUGACAGAGUGAGACUGUGUCUCAAAACAAACAAAAAACCUUUACUUUGAAAUAAUUUCAAAAUUACAGGAGUUUCAAGAGUACAACAAAAAACAUUUUGCCACAUUUUUUUCUUUCAUUUGUUCCCUCCUCUCCUCCCUCGUCCCUUUCCCUUCCAGUCUUCUCUGAACAUGAACAACCAGGAAGGGUGAUUUGCAUACGUCAUUCCACGUUUACCCAUAAGGUGUUAGUGGACAUUUCCUAAGAGCAGGGGCGUCCUCUCAGUAUCCAUAGUACAGCUCUCACAUUCAGGAAAUAAGCUUAAAUCCUUCUCCUGUGAUAAAAAUACAACUAAAAUAAAAUUUUAAAAGGAAAUGUGUAGUAUUCUCCCAUCACUCCAAAAGUUGUGAGUUUGUAGCUCAUGUUUCAAAUCUGCCAGCUGUCCCUAUAACGAGUUUGAAAUCCAUUGUUCUGGUCCAGGAUCCCAUCCAGGACCAGGCCCUGCUGCGAGUUCCCUGCAACCUCUUCUGAUUUGGAGUAGGUCCUCAGCCUUCCUUUGUCUUUCAUGACAUUGAUGUUUGGAAGAGUACAGUCCAGUUUUUGUUGUAGAAUGUUCCUCAGGUUGGUCCGGGAGCAUUUGUGUCCAGCGAGUUGGGAAACGACAUUCACCUCUUUCGGUGAUGUGUAUAUUUGGCAAACCCCCAGCCUUGUGCUAGGUGUGUUACUCAGCCAACCCAGCCCCUGACCUUGGCAAUGUAGUUUGGGUUUGUGGGAAAAGCAGAUACCGUCAGGCGGGCGUUACGGACCCCUCUGUGUCUCAUGACCAGAGGCACUGACGCUUAGAUAAAUACAGGGAUGGAUGCAGGGCGAGUCAGCAUUCUAGAAGUCUGCAGAGGUACAGAAAUGGCCCUGCUCCCUCUCCAGCAUUCGGCCAUCAGCUUUGCCUGGCUUCCCAAGGCACCGUGAAAUUCACACUCCAGUCUUCUCUUGGAAAUCUUGAGGGAGCUGAGGUCUGGGUUCUAGCCCUGCCCUACCAGGGACCUGCUCUGUGGCUGGGAGAGGAGGCCCCUGUGGCUCUCCCAAGUGUCCUUGGAAGGAAGAAUGCUUUGAGGGGAGGAGAGUCACAGAGCUCUGAGUGGCGCGGGGAGAUAGGCCUGGGCCACGGGCUUCGAUCCCGCCUGGGACGAGGUUAAACAGAAUUAGGAUGGGUUCAUCAUGACCUGGCAGAAAACCAUCAGACCCGGAUUUUUGCUUUUUCAGCUGUUUAACUUCUGUUUCAUACAGGAUAAAAAAUGGUCAACCGUGAUCUUAAAUAAUCGAUGUAGUAGCCAUGGGCACUUUGUCAGACUAAAGCAGACAAGGCAAAAGUGUUUGGAGUGCUGUCGGAUCGUCACGAAACCUUAGCCCACAAGCUUUCAGUGAGACACAAAAUAACCCGAAUUUCUAUCUAGCAAUGAAGUCAGCACCACUGUCCAUUCUGUGUUACACACUAACAUUUCAGAGUUCCCUCCCUGGGGCUGCAGACAUCCAUGUGAGAAACACUUGAAUGCUCUGUCUUUAUAAUUUAACUUAAAUUAAAUAAAACUUAAAAUUCAGCUGUCAGUUGUUCUGGUGACAUUUGAAGGGUUUCGUACCAUACGUGGCUCGUGGGCACCAUCCUGGACCAUGUCUGUGGAGAACAGCGCCAUCCCUGCAGCGAGUCAUGUUUCACAGCGCCGCCCUGCAUGCCCAGCAGCCUGGGGAGCAGGAGAUUUCCUUCCACAUCAAAGACUGGCCGCACGGUACAGAAUCUGACAGAUCCUGAAGUCAGCCCUUAAAUAUGCUGCAAACUGUCAACGGCGUGUUCUCUGGAAUGCCGGGGUGGAUCAGAGGUAUGCUAGAUUCAAUGCUAGAAGAUUUAUAGAAUUUUACUUCUGUUAUCCUGGUGACUCAGAGCCCUGUUAAAUCAGUUUCAUCAUCAAGCUGCGGUCCUGGUUUUAAAGAGAAUGAUUGCAGCGAAGUUGGAAUCGCAGUGAUGUCACUCAGUGCCCUGGGUCUCUCCACUCACCUGGCCCUCCAAAUUCCCAGGGCCUUGAGCAUGGGCUCCUAUUGGAGCCCAGUUUUGGCUGGGUGGGGGGCACUUCCUAUGGGUGGGGGACCCCAUCUCAAUGCUGAGGCAGCCACUCCCGAAGACAAUAGGCUGAGCUGUCUGGGGGCAGGUUCUGAGGCAGGCCAUGAGACAGACUCAGCUGGAUAACACAGAUGGCAGGCUGGAUUCAUGUUGCCCCCACACCUCCCGCAUCUGCUGACGACACCCAGAAUUGUGGCCCUGGGCCAAACCUCAGCUCCUCGUCCCAUGAAAGUGUGGGUCACAGCGUGGGUGAUAGAGCAGGCCUGCCAGUGCCCCCUACGCUCCUGCUGUGGGUCCAGCCCACAACUGAGGAAGUCACACACAGCUGUGUGCUGGAGUAUGUCUGUUUGAGAGUGCCUGUCUGCUGUGGGUCCUUGCUGUCCCCGUCUUCUGACUUCCUGGCUGAGGAAAGCUGAAUGGGCCAAAGCCCCUGUGCAGCAUUUGCCUCGGCUCUCACGCGGCUCCCACGUGGCUGCUGCUGCUCCAGCUGCGAUGUGACUCUUCCACACUGCUCUGAGUGGCCAGUAAGUCCUCUCACCCGCUCCUCGGGGGGCUGCAGAGCACAGCUGUGACUGUCUGUCUGACAGGGGUCCGUUAGAGCUAGAGGUUAGAGAGUGGGAGGCCCUCCAGGGAAGUGCUCUUGCUCUGUGGGUCAGAUCCCUGGGCUUGCUGGGAAGGGUGGCUGAGGCUUUGUGUUGACGGUGCUGGAAGCCGGGACUUCAGACUCCAGGCUCUGCCACUCUGUUCCUCCUCCAGCCGCCAAGGCCCUUUCCCCGUGGCACCCAUGUGGGGCAGGUCCUCGGGUCUGUAGUUUGUUGUCUGAGUGUGGAGCCUGCGCCUGGCAGAGCUCCCUUCUGUUACAGCAGGGGUUGGGCUGAUGAGGGUGAGGACCCUGUGAGAGACUGGGGCAGGUGUCUGCAUGGUCGAGGGUGAGUGUGGGCCGGCAGAGCCUGCUUCCUGUGUAGUUAAGCCCAGUGUGAAAACUGGCAUGUGGGGAGUGGGGAGGCACUUCUGCUGCCUGGAUGGGGAGGGGAUCCCCUUUUGGCCUUUAAAUAUACGGUGGAAGCCUCUUUGGGCAAGCCAAGCCAUGAGCCCUUUCACUGGUACCCAGGGAUGAGACAGCAUGGUCAGCUGAGCCUCUGGAGGCCGUUCAGAUCAAGCCGGAGCCCAGGGUGGUGCUGCCUAGAGGCCGAAGCAGACUUCCCAUGGGCCUCCUGUCCUGGCUCAGGAGGUUGGCAGGAGAACUGGAUGGGCAUCAACUAUAUGUGGAUGAAAGUUCCUGGUAGCCAAGUUCUCCCCAGAAGAUGAGCUGAGGCUGUGCUGAGGGGGACGAACUCGGGAUUAGCAUUCCACAUGGGGCCAGAUCACCCAGGAAGCAGGCCGGAAUAUGUGGGACACCAGUAAGGCACACGUUUUUGGACAGAUUUUAAUGUUUUAUUAUUUUAUGAGAUGGAGUCUCACUGUCGCCCAGUCUGGAGUGCAAUGGCAUGAUCUCAGCUCACUGCAACCUCUACCUCCCUGGUUCAAGCCAUUCUCCUGCCUCAGCUUUCUGAGUAGCUGGGAUUACAGGCACCUGCCACCACGCCCAGUUAAUUUUUCUGGUAUUUUUAGUUGAGACAGGGUUUCGCCUCGUGAUCCACCCGCCUCAACCUCCCAAAGUGCUGGGAUUACAGGUGUGAGCCGCCGCGCCCGACCGGCACUAGUGCUCACGGGCUGCAGGGACAGGAUGGACUAGAGGCGAGCACCCCAGCGGCACCUGGCAUUCCCCGACCCAACCAGGUAGCCAGCCGCACUGCCCCUGGGCAGAUGCGCACGGUGGCUGCGGCUCAGAGCGGGGAGCCGCUGCUUGGCCCCAUCCCCAGGCAGCGGAAUGCCCAGAACUGGUCCCCUGGCUUAGGCACCAGCCGAGUAGGAGCUGGGUGGGCAGUGGCGUCGGGUAGGCCCUUCCCGCGGGGCGGGCAGCUCGCUUUGACCCAGCCGCCUGACUCGGCUUGUGUCCUGGCAGCGAUGACUCUGGGGCAACUCCGCUGCGGUGGCUAGCCCGGGGCGGCCAAGCGAUGGCGGCACAGGGGCGGGAACCGGUCCGCACGCCUGACCUGAGCAAGCCGAGGAGCAGGUGCUCGGCGGCGCUGUGAGGCGGCACUCCCUGAUGACAGGCAGGGUGGACGGCGCCACCCGGAAGGACCCCCCAGCCCAGGCCGGCGCCGGAGCUGCAGCGCCACCUGUAGGCCAAGGAGUUUUCUCCGGGUGUCGGGGAAAGCAGGAAGCAGGCCGGAAUGUGUGGGGCACCAGUAAGGUGUGCGCAGGUGCAGUGACGUCACAGGAGCAGGAGCAAGUGCGAUGACGUCACACGCGAGGGCCUGGCCGUUACCCGCGUGGCUUGGCGUUCGUUGUCCGUGAGGCUUCGAGGCGAUCGCUUGGCUUGGCGGUGGUCGCUUGGCUUGACGUUUUUUACUUGGCUCGGAGGUGCUCCUUUCACUGAUUGGAAACCUCGGGCUUUCCUCGUGGGAGGUUGUGGUCACGGCAGUAAUUCGCUACUGUUGGCCUCCUGAGGUGGAGAAAAGCAGGGAGGGGUGGGGAGGGGCUGAGGGGGUCUCCGAAGGCGGCAGUCUCCGCCAUGAGGAGGAGAUACAGAGUUUGGAGCCCGCCCGACAGCUCGGACAGCGGAAGCGAGGGUGCAGCGGACGCCUUCAACCCGAUUUGCUACUUCAUCCUCCCCCCGCCUCACUAUCAAGUCCACCUGGAAGAUCUCGGGGAGCUCCACAGAGCUGCCUGGCUGGGCGACGUCCCGGGGCUGGAGCGAGUACUGGUGCCCGGAGGCCCUGGCGUAGACAAGAGGGACAGUGAGAAUAGGACUGCUCUGCACUUGGCGUGCGAUCAUGGACAUCCAGCAGUGGUAAAUCUCCUGGUGGGCAGACUAUGUCAACUUAAUUGUUUUGACAGCUAUAAGAGGACAGCUCUGAUAAAGGCCGUACAAUGCAGAAAAGAGGAAUGUGCAACUAUUUUGCUGGACGGGGGUGCUGAUCCAGACCUUCCCGAUAUCUACGGCAACACCGCUCUGCACUAUGCUGUGCAUAAUGAAGACGAAUCACUAGCAGAAAAACUGCUUUCAUACAGUACAAACAAGGAGGCAAAAAAUGAGAAUGACCUCACACCACUUCUAUUUGCCAUAAGCGGAAAAAGACAGCAAAUGGUAGAAUUUUUACUGGAGAGAGGAGCAAAUUUACUUGCAGUUGAUAAGUGUCAAAGAACAGCGCUCAUUCUCGCCGUGCAGUGUGGAUCAGCGAACAUAGUUAGCCUUCUUCUGCAGCAACAAAUUGACAUCUUUUCUCAAGAUACACUUGGGAGGACUGCAGAAGACUAUGCAGUUUUAAAUCGGUUUACUGGCAUUCAGCAACUAAUUUCUGAAUGCAAGGAAAAACAGCAAUCAGAGUCUGUUAGCCUAUCAAGAAUUGAGGGUGAAUUUCAUUUAUAUGAAGACUCCCUGGAACUUAAGAAUAAUGAGGAUGAACGACUUACAGCAGAAAUUAAACAAAUGGGAAAUAUGGUUAGUGUACUACAAAAGGAGCUCUCCGAAACAAAAGAGACAAAAUUACAGUUAGAGCAUCAGAAGAUUGAAUGGGAACUAGAGCUGCGCAGGUUGAGACUUGCCUUAAAACAAGAAAAAGAGAAGAAAGAAAAUGCCGAAAUGUUGUGUAAUAAAGUUAAUGAACAGUUAAGAAUAAAAGAAGAGGAAUGUAGGGGAAAGGCUGAAAUGAUUCAAGAACUUCAAUGGACUCUGAGAAAACUCAUUAAGGAAUUGAGGAUGCAGCAGCAACUUUUUGAAGAACAGAAUGCCAGAAUAGUACAAGAUCAGAUUCUGACCAGUAAACAAAAGGAGCUAGAAACGGCUCAAAAGAAAAUGGAUUCUGAGGACAAAAUGAAGGCUGAUAUGUCUGACCUACGAGCUAGGAAUGAGGUUCUUUCUGAAAAACAUUCUAAUGUGGAAAAUAAAAUCAGCCUACAAAUUCAGCUCGAUAAUGCAAGAGAUGCUGUUGGAGAACAGAAUUUGAUUUUGGAACAUGUGCAAAGAGACCUCGGCCAAACACAGUGUCAGAAGAAAGAAAUUGAACAAAUGCACCAAAUUCAACAAAGAAAACUGAAGAAAUACAUUGCAAAGCAGGAAUCUGUAGAAGAGAGAUUAUUUCAAUUACAAAAUAAAAAUACGUUGCUUCGACAGCAACUGGGUGAUGCUCACAAGAAAGUGAACAGACAAGAAAAGACAAUCAGUUCUCUCCAUGACCAGUUUCAGGCUCUUGCCAGUAAUAUUCAAUCUCAGAGUGAAAAGCAGAGUCUUCUACUACAAGAGAAUGAGGAAGUAGUUAUGAGACAACACCAACUAGAAUGGACUGAUCCCCUAAAACAACAACCUACAGCAGAGGCUACAUCAUUUAAUUUAGAUGAGACACAGGAUUCAAAGAAGAAAUUGGGUCAAAGCAGCAGUGAAGAUGACCUUACUGAAGCACAGAAAACUGCACCUUCACGAUGUCCAGAUCUGGACGCAGAUAAUGAAGUUCUUCGGCAGACAUUAUUCUCUGUGAAAGCAUUAAAAAAGAAAUGUCAAACACUAGAGGAGGAGAAGAAGCAGUUGAAGCAGGAAAUAGUAAAUCUCAAAAUUCAUAUGGAAAGAAAAAUGUUAGAACGUGGUGAAGCUGAACAGUAUGAGGUGCCGAUUGAAGAAAGAUCAAGACGGAUAGUAGAAGCGUUAAAGGAAAUCAGUCUCUCCUUGCAGACUCAAGCAGCACCUCAGGAACAGUUAGAACAGUUAGUGCAAAGGGUGAAUGAUAUUACCGCAGAAAAAACCCAGAUGGAACUCACAAUCAAAGACCUGCAAUCUGAGCUCUCCAGAGUAAAAACUUCGCAAGCCGAAAAUAAAAUCGAAUUGGAAAGAUAUAAGGAAUACCGCCUAAACGAAGUAAAAUUUGCAGCAGCCUUUUCAAAUGAACUGAGAAGAACCAUGGAGAUGACAGCAGAGGUCAGUGCCCAGCUUACUGCGGAGAAAGAGAAGACCAGAUAUCCAGCCACUGCUUCUACUACAAGGCCAUUCCUAGUGUCACCUUCUGUUGGAAAUCUUGGUGAAGGUCUCAACAGAAGACAUAUUGGAAGAGAAAGCAGGUCUUCAGAUGAGAGCAUGGAGAGCUUCAUGUUGAGGGAUGACCUUACAGAAGCACAGAAAACUGCACCUUCACGAUGUCCAGAUCUGGACGCAGAUAAUGAAGUUCUUCGGCAGACAUUAUUCUCUGUGAAAGCAUUAAUAAGGAAAUGUCAAACACUAGAGGAGGAAAAUAAGCAGCGGAAACAAGAAAUAGUAAAUCUCAAAAGUUAUAUGGAGGUAAGUAUGUUAGAACGUGGUGAAGCUGAACAGUAUGAGGUGCCGAUUGAAGAAAGAUCAAGACGGAUAGUAGAAGCGUUAAAGGAAAUCAGUCUCUCCUUGCAGACUCAAGCAGCACCUCAGGAACAGUUAGAACAGUUAGUGCAAAGGGUGAAUGAUAUUACCGCAGAAAAAACCCAGAUGGAACUCACAAUCAAAGACCUGCAAUCUGAGCUCUCCAGAGUAAAAACUUCGCAAGCCGAAAGUAAAAUUGAAUUGGAAAGAUAUAAGGAUAUCUACGUAGAAGGAAUAAAUUUUGUAAGAUCCUUGUCAAGUGGACUGAGAAGAACCAUGGAGAUGACAGCAGAGGUCAGUGCCCAGCUUACUGCGGAGAAAGAGAAGACCAGAUAUCCAGCCACUGCUUCUACUACAAGGCCAUUCCUAGUGUCACCUUCUGUUGGAAAUCUUGGUGAAGGUCUCAACAGAAGACAUAUUGGAAGAGAAAGCAGGUCUUCAGAUGAGAGCAUGGAGAGCUUCAUGUUGAGGAUGCAGCAGAAGCUGGAUAAAGAAAUACAUUCAGCAGGAGUAAUAGAGGUGGAGCCUAAAUCUUCUCUAGAUUUAGGGGCACAUUUCUAAUGAAUAGGAAAAAGUGGAUGUGACAGUUUGUGAGUUAGAAGAUGAAGUAAGGAAAGGUACCACACUUUUCUCCUUCCACCUCCUGUGGAAUCAGCUGCUCUAAAAAAACCCAACUGCUAUGUGGUGAGGACUUGAAGCAGCGUCGCGGGGACUUCCACAUAGCAAGGAACUGAGAGGAUUUUAGCUAAUGACCAUGCGACUGGGUCAUCUUGGAAGUGGACUGUUCAGCCCCAAACUGUCAGAUGACUGUAGUCCUCUCUGGCUGACAUCUUGACUGCAGCCUAAAUGGCUUUAUGAAAAAUCCAGAAAUCAUCAGCACCCCAGGCAAGUGCAAAACCAAAAACAGCUGCCUUGGAAUGGGUAAGAAAAGCUGUUGAAUUUCAGCCCUUUCUCCCAAGUGGGCACUGUUUCGUGUAACCAGGAGAUGUUCAGCUCUUGGCUUCUCCCUUGGGAGUAGAAGAGAAGUGGGAGCAGAAGUUCGACAAUCUGGCUUUUCUGGGUUCUACCUGAGUGCCUGAUUUCUGGCUUGCAUGACUUGGAGUGCUAAAGGAGAAUCCACCUACUUUGAAUAAGUGGAGGCCACUGAGAAUAAAGGAGAACUCAGCAGCCUGUAGCAGCACCAGAAAACCCGCAGGACUGCAUACAGACACCAGAAAGAGCAAGAGAUUAUGAGCUGCUGAAAAAGAAACAAGCAAACAUCACUGAUUGGAAAAAUAUGUGCACACAUCCAGAGAAGAUGCAUCCCCAGGAAGUUUAGAGAAGCUUCUGAAAUAUAUAGCCAGGCUCACUGGUGAAUUAUCUAUUAGACCCAUUUGCUUUUCAGUGAGGCUUCCAGAUUUUCUGUCUGGAAGAUCUGUCCAGACAAAGUCUUAACCUUGUAUGAAGCCAAUCAUGAAAAAAGUUGAUUUUUUUUAAUGACAAAUCUCAGCCAAAGCGUAUCUUGGCAUACAACGAAACGGGACCAUGGACCAAUCAAAGGAAAAAAUCUCCAGAACUGACCUAAAUGUCCAUAGAGUAGGGGUAUAGGUGAUGCAGUGAUUUCCCUUUUUCAUUUCUGAGAUUAGACAUUUGUGUCCCCUCUCCUUUUCCUUAGAUAGCUUAUAGGUUUUAUGGAUCUUCUCACAUAACUAGCUUUUGGUUUUGUUGAUUUUCUCUGUUGAUUUCCUGUUUUCAAUCAACAGAGUGAUUGAAAUGAGGAUUAGUGAUUUCAAUUAGUCAUGUCUCUUAUUUUCAUUAUUUCUUUUAUUCUGCUUGCUUUGGAUUUUAUUUCCUCUUCUUUUUCUAUUUUCUAAAGUGGAAAUUAUAAUGGUUGAUUUAAGAACUUUCUUUUUGUCUUAUAUAUGCAUUCAGUGCUAUAAAUUUUCCUCAAAGUACUAUUUCAUCCUCCCACAAAUUUUGAAAAGCUUUGUUUUAAUUUCAUUUAGCUAAGAAUAUUUUUAAAUGUCUCUUGAGAUCUCUUAUUUUACCCAUGUGUUAUUUAGAAGUGUAUUGCUGAGUGUCUAAGUAUUUGGGGACUUUUUUCCAGUUACCUCCCUGUUAUUGGUUUCUAGGUUAGGUCUGAGAGCAGACGUGAUAUGAUUUAUAUUCCUUAAAAUUUGUUUAGGUGUGUUUUAUAGCCCAGAAUGCGGUCUAUCUUGAUGUGUUUGUUCCUUGUGAAUUUGAGAAGAAAUGUGUGUUCUUCUGGUGGUGAGUGAAUUGGUCUGUAGAUGUCCAUUCUAUUUCCUUGAUUGGUGGUGUUUUGUUGAGUUCGACUAUGUGCUUACUAUCUGCCUGCUGGAUCUAUUCACUUCUGCUACAGGGGUGUUGAAGUCUCCACUCUGAUGGUGGAUUACUCUACUUCUCCUGGCAGUUCUUGCUAACAUUUUUCUCACAUAUUUUCAUACUGUGUUAGGUAUAAAUUCACGGAGAAUUGUGUCUUGUUAGAGAAUUGACCCCACCAUCACUAUCUAAUGCCCCUCUUUUUCCCAGAUAACUUUCCUUGCUGUGAAGUUGUCUCUGUCUAGAACUAAUACCUACUUCUGCUUCUUUUUGGAUUAGUGUUAGCACAACGUAUGUUUCUCACCCACCAUUUACUUUUAAUCUAUAUGUGUCUUUAUAUUGAAGAGGGUUACUUAUAGACAAUGUAUAGUUGAUUCUUGUUUUAGAACCACUCUGACCAUAUCUGUGUUUUAAUUAAUGCAUUUAGACCAUUGGUAGUCAAAGUGGUUAUGGAUAUAGUGGGAUUAAUAUAUCCUAUCUAACAAAUUGUUACUUAAAAAAAUUUUUCCCCUUGUUAUUUGUUUCCAUUUUUCUCCUUCAUCCUUUCUGCCUUUUGUGGUUUUGACUGAGCCUUCUUUAUGACUACAUUUUCUCUCCUUUCUUAGCAUAUUAGUUCUAUUUCAUUUACUUUUUUAAGGGUUUGCCCAAGGUUUUCCAUAUACAUUUACAACAAAUUCAACUCUGCUUUCAAAUAAUACGAUACCACUUCAUGGUAGUGUGAGUACCUCAUAAAAACAUAAUCCUGAAUCCUCAUUUCUGUCUCUUGUAUCACCGCUAUCUUUCAAUUGAAUUAUGUGUAAGUAUAUAUAUAUAUAAUAUAUAUAAAAAUAUACAUAAUGUUAUAUAUCAUAUAUAAUAUAGAAAAUAAAAUAUUACAGUACAUAAUAUAUAUUCUUAACAAUAUAUAACAUUUUAUAAUGUAUACCAUAUAUUACAUAAUAUAAAAGAUGUAAGAAUAUAUAAUGUAAUAUAAUAUAUAUUAUGCAUAAUUCCAUUGAAAGAUAGCGGUGAUACAAAAGACAGGGAUGAGGAUUUAGGAUUAUGUUUUUAUGAGGUACUCACACUACCAUGAAGUGGUAUCGUAUUAUUUGAAAGUAGAGUUAAAUUUGUUGUAAAUGUAUAUGGAAAAUCCUUAGGGCAAACACUUAAAGUAAUGCAGUAUAUAAUAUAUAUAUGUAAGAAUAUAUAUAUUCUUAAAUUAUAUAUAAUAUGUAUUAUAUAUAAGGAUACAUAUAUAUAUGGAUGGAUAUAUAAGAAUAUAUAAUGUAUAUAAGAAACACAUAUGAGAAUAUAUAAUAUAUAUAAGGAUAUAUAAUAUAUAUGUAUAUACAUUCCUAUAAAAAUACACUCAAACAGUAAAAGGAAAAUAAAUACUGAGACCCCAGAAUCACUAAGCCAAUGGGAAAAGUCAAGCUGGAAACUGCUUAGGGAAAACCUGCCUCCCAUUCUAGUAUAUAAUGAAGUGUAUAUAAUGGUAUAUGUAAGAAUAUGGAUGCAUAAGGGGAUAUAUACAAUUACAUAUAAUAUAGUAG
Callithrix jacchus (white-tufted-ear marmoset) is the source of this 19140-nucleotide messenger RNA. The record is from RefSeq and is a predicted model, not a curated record. NCBI's taxonomy places the organism in Eukaryota, Metazoa, Chordata, Mammalia, Primates, Cebidae.